AUUUAUUGGUCUAUCCCUACAGAGUACCCAGCGGGAUUAUCGGCCAAUGCCGAUGAUCAACCAACCAAUUUUCGGUCUAUCCCUACAGAGUACCCAGGGGGAUUAUCGGCAGAUGAUGAUUAUCGCCCAACCAAUUAUCCGUCUAUUCCUACAGAGCACCCAGAGGGAUUAUCGGCCAAUGCUGAUUAUCACCCAACUGAUUAUCGGUCUAUCCCUACAGAGUACCCAGAGGGAUUAUCGGCCAAUGCCGAUGAUCACCCAACCGAUUAUCGGUCUAUCCCUACAGAGUACCCAGAGCGAUUAUCGGCCGAUGCGGAUUAUCACCCAACCAAUUAUUGGUCUAUCCCUACACAGUAACCAGAGGUAUUAUCGGCCAAUGCUGAUUAUCACCCAACCGAUUAUCGGUCUAUCCCUACAGAGUACCCAGAGUGAUUAUCAGCCAAUGCCGAUGAUCACCCAACCAAUUAUCGGUCUAUCCCUACAGAGUACCCAGAGCGAUUAUCAGCCGAUGCGGAUUAUCACCCAACCAAUUAUUGGUCUAUCCCUACACAGUACCCAGAGGGAUUAUCGGCCAGUGAUGAUUAUCACCCAACCGAUUAUCCGUCUAUCCCUACAGAGCACCCAGAGGGAUUAUCGGCCAAUGCUGAUUAUCACCGAACCGAUUAUCGGUCAAUCCCUACAGAGUACCCAGAGGGAUUAUCGGCCAAUGCCGAUGAUCAACCAACCGAUUAUCGGUCUAUCUCCACAGAGUACCCAGGGGGAUUAUCGGCAGAUGAUGAUUAUCACCCAACCAAUUAUCCGUCUAUUCCUACAGAGCACCCAGAGGGAUUAUCGGCCAAUGCCGAUUAUCACCCAACUGAUUAUCGGUCUAUCCCUACAGAGUACCCAGAGGGAUUAUCGGCCAAUGCCGAUGAUCACCCAACCGAUUAUCGGUCUAUCCCUACAGAGUACCCAGAGCGAUUAUCGGCCGAUGCGGAUUAUCACCCAACCAAUUAUUGGUCUAUCCCUACACAGUAACCAGAGGGAUUAUCGGCCAAUGAUGAUUAUCACCCAACCGAUUAUCGGUCUAUCCCUACAGAGUACCCAGAGUGAUUAUCAGCCAAUGCCGAUGAUCACCCAACCGAUUAUCGGUCUAUCCCUACAGAGUACCCAGAGCGAUUAUUGGCCGAUGCGGAUUAUCACCCAACCAAUUAUUGGUCUAUCCCUACAGAGUACCCAGAGUGAUUAUCAGCCAAUGCCGAUGAUCACCCAACCGAUUAUCGGUCUAUCCCUACAGAGUACCCAGAGCGAUUAUUGGCCGAUGCGGAUUAUCACCCAACCAAUUAUUGGUCUAUCCCUACAGAGCACCCAGAGGGAUUAUCGGCCAAUGCUGAUUAUCACCCAACCGAUUAUCAGUCUAUCCCUACAGAGUACCCAGAGUGAUUACGGCCGAUGCAGAUUAUCACCCAACCGAUUAUUGGUCUAUCCCUACACAGUACCCAGAGGGAUAGACCUACAGAGUACCCAGAGUGAUUAUCAGCCAAUGCCGAUGAUCACCCAACCAAUUAUCGGUCUAUCCCUACAGAGUACCCAGAGCGAUUAUCGGCCGAUGCGGAUUACCACCCAACCAAUUAUUAGUCUAUCCCUACACAGUACCCAGAGGGAUUAUCGGCCAGUGAUGAUUAUCACCCAACCGAUUAUCCGUCUAUCCCUACAGAGCACCCAGACGGAUUAUUGGCCAAUGCUGAUUAUCACCCAACCGAUUAUCGGUCAAUCCCUACAGAGUACCCAGAGGGAUUAUCGGCCAAUGCCGAUGAUCAACGAACCGAUUAUCGGUCUAUCUCCACAGAGUACCCAGGGGGAUUAUUGGCCGAUGCAGAUUAUCACCCAACCGAUUAUCGUCUAUCCCUACAGACUACCCAGCGGGAUUAUCGGCCAAUGCCGAUGAUCACCCAACCAAUUAUCGGUCUAUCCCUACAGAGUACCCAUAGGGAUUAUCGGCCAAUGCUGAUUAUCACCCAACCGAUUAUCGGUCUAUCCCUACAGAGUACCCAGAGGGAUUAUCAGCCAAUG
Molecule: messenger RNA, 2052 nt
Organism: Thalassophryne amazonica
Lineage: Eukaryota; Metazoa; Chordata; Actinopteri; Batrachoidiformes; Batrachoididae
Exons: 6
Coding region: 47-1927 (626 amino acids)
Source: RefSeq, a predicted model, not a curated record